CUUCCUUUAACUCCACCCUCUAAUGCCACUGUAUUCGGAGUCAGUCGGGAUACACAGCGUCCUGGUUUUCACUACCAAAAGCCUGUUUUUGAAGCCUGGAUCUUUCUUUUUAUUCUGAGCUGUUGUUUGAGGUCCUUUUUUUCUGAGGAAUUAGCAGCAAAUUUGUACUUUCUGUUGCCAAUGUCAUUACAGAGCUUCAGAAUGAGGACUGCACUGAGAUGUUUGGGAUUAACACAGUGCCUGCUGGUGACUGUAUAAGGGAAUUACUUUGAAACCAAGUGUUAAGUAGAUGAAAGACAAUGAAGUUUUUUCAGCUGUGGAUGGCUUUGUGGUUUGUUGCUUUAAAGGAGCUGCACCUGUCUGUGAGUGUGAUAGUGAAGUUCCCUAACAAGAAGCCUUUGUACGUAGCACUGAACAAAACUCUGGUUCUUGAAGCUGACUUUCAACUUCAGCAAAGUGAAAAAGUUCUGUUGCAAACAUGGGAGCGUAAGAACAGAGACGGGGAAAUCAGAGUGGCAGAAUCUGGCAGAGGAAACAACGAGAGGAUUUCUGUGGAGAAGAAUGGAGCACUAUUGAAGAUCACAGGAGUCACAGAGAGUGAUUAUGGAGUUUAUAAGUUUACGGUCACUGUAAACAAUGGAGACCAAGUGUCUGAUUCACGUGAAGUGCUAAAAAUAAUCAAUCCCCCAAAUGCAUCUCUUUAUAUGCAAUGUAGCAUCCCAAGUGUGGACGCACAGUGGGACAAACCUGCAUUUUUAUGGCAGGUAAACGGAAUCACAAUCGCCAAUAGGAAUGAGGAGAUCUCCGCAGAUGGCAGCAUGCUACACUUAAUGAAACUGGAUCAAAAUUACACUUGCAUUACAGACAGCAGUCAGGGGACGAGCAAAGUGGAAGUGCGCAUCAAUGAGCAACAGUGUCCAACCUGUCAUGUAUCCACUGUGGUUGUGUUUGCAGUCUUUGAAUUUAUCAUAAUUUGUCUUUUAGGGUUUUGCUUGUAUAAGAGGCAUAGGAAAAGUUAAACACGUCAAUAAUUGAUACCUGCUGAGACAACAAAUCAACUACUGAACACUGUACUGCUGAAAUCUACACUUCUUUUCAUUUAAAUGUAUUCUUAAGUUAUUUAUUUAGAUGCUGAUUAUUUAUAUUUGAGUAAUAAUGCGAUCUUGAUUUAUGAAUUAAUAUUUAACUCCUGUAUUAACAUGGUGACAUCCAAUUUCAAUGAUCUUGGAAUCAGUUAACAGCAAAAAUGUUUCCGAAGGUUGUUAAUUUGCACAAAAAAUAACAUUUUAUAACAGAAUAUAGACAGUCUAGUGAACAGGACUCUAAUAGAAGCAUUUUAAGGGGCCAAACAUCCAGAUCCGAUGAGCUGCACAUUCUCAGACCUUCUACACUAGUUUCCAAGCAGCCACAUAAAAAAAAGAAGGAUUACUGUGUGUGUGUGUGUGUGUGUGUGUGUUAUUCUGAAGUAUAAAGAUAAUGAAAAAGGAAGGAUAAGUCAUUUACUGUUCUCAUGAAAGGGUGUUUUAAUUUGAUAAUGACUUAAUUUCAUUCAAAGACACCAUUGUUUUAAUGCUCUUUAAUUACGUACUUAACAUAAAUAACAUAAAUUUGUCCUAAUGCCAGAAAUGUAACACCUUUAAAAUUUUUCGUCUUUAAUUUAGGUGUCAUGUAGCGUUCCGUUAUUAUUCCCAGAACAUAAUAGAAUAAAAUGUAAAGAUUUUAGGUUUUAAGUUGUAGCAUAUAAUAAUUGACACACUUAACAGUAAAUAAAACACUGAUUUAUUAAUGA
Silurus meridionalis is the source of this 1789-nucleotide messenger RNA. RefSeq lists its product as uncharacterized. The coding region runs from base 300 to 1019 and encodes 239 amino acids. The record is from RefSeq and is a predicted model, not a curated record. NCBI's taxonomy places the organism in Eukaryota, Metazoa, Chordata, Actinopteri, Siluriformes, Siluridae. The transcript is spliced from 6 exons.